Suillus paluster is the source of this 606-nucleotide messenger RNA. RefSeq lists its product as uncharacterized. The transcript has a single exon. The record is from RefSeq and is a predicted model, not a curated record. Bases 1 to 606 code for a protein of 201 amino acids. NCBI's taxonomy places the organism in Eukaryota, Fungi, Basidiomycota, Agaricomycetes, Boletales, Suillaceae.
AUGUGGGAGACAGACCAACAGUGGGGCUCCCCCAUCCCUGCAUCAUGCAGAAACACGAGAUCCCCUGAAUUACCUCCAGACCCAGCUAUCAACAACUAUGUGCAAGAACCUCAGCAUGAUGUUGAGUUUGGGUACCGGAUGGAAGUAGAUGAUCAAUACAAUGGCAACAAUGAUGCUGACGACAGUGAUGGAAGGGAAGGUGACACAUAUGUCAGCUUGUAUGAUGACAAAAACACUUAUCGGGCAUUCCUGCCCCAAGAAGAUGCUGUCGAGGAGGAAGAUGGUGAUGAAAAUAAUGAAAAUUCUGAUGAGGAGCAAGAUCUUCAUGAGGGUGCAGACAUUGUCGAUGACCCUGCAUUUAAUGUGGGCAAUGGUUUUGACGAGGAUGAGGAUUGCCUACCACAGGAUGAUGAAGAAGAUCUAUUGUUCGAUGAAGCACCUGCCUUUAGUGAGCAUUCUGCUAUCAGGAAUGCAUCUGUGUGUGCGUACAUUGCAUCUGCAUUCAAAGGUGCCUUGCAUGAUGUCUGUCAUGAAUUCCAAAUACGAAUCAUUUUUCAUUUCUUGGCUUUCCUUCAGCUACUUCUAGUUACCAAAUUGGUCACAUGA